Messenger RNA from Fomitopsis serialis, 788 nucleotides. RefSeq lists its product as uncharacterized. Bases 17 to 415 code for a protein of 132 amino acids. The record is from RefSeq and is a predicted model, not a curated record. Lineage: Eukaryota; Fungi; Basidiomycota; Agaricomycetes; Polyporales; Fomitopsidaceae. The transcript has 5 exons.
UGCAGAUUUCCGGUCUAUGGCUAUUCUCCCUCGGAUUCACAACCCAUACCACCAUGAAUUGCUCCCUUCAGAGAUCUGGAUGACUUUCCACAGCCGCACCAUCCCUGCCUUGUUCCGCGAGAUCAUAGUCUGCUUCAGUGCUUGGGAAAGCUGGCUGUCCGGGAUGUCGGACGACGAGCUUGACGAAACGCGUUCGUCGAGGGCGUUCGCCGUGGUGAGGGUCCUCGAGAUAGAGGCUUACAUGCAGAAUGGGUCCGGAGGGGUGUUCGAGAAUUGCUGCUUGAUUGAAGCCAUCCAAUGCCUGCCCAACCUCGAACGCUUCUUAUGGAUGGGAUGCAGUCCGUUACCGUCCCUCGGAGUAGUGGAUGCUCUUGCUGCGUCGUGUCCGAGGCUACGAGGCCUCAUGCUGCCGUAAGUAGUGAUGUUGGCUGACAGCACGUCUGUGCAUUCAUAUCACCAAAUUCUAGGAUCUUCGCGUUCGCCAAACUUCCGUUCCACAAGUUAAAAAGCGUCCGCUCGAUGACUUUCAUUGGACAAUCGAAGAAAUAUCCGACCCACUCCUGGACGAGCGAACUGUAUUUCUUCUUCCCAACACCAGCUAGCGUCAGCUCGCUCGGAAGCCUUUUACAGCAGAUCACGCAUCUCAGUCUGCUGUUCCUCCGUGAUCUUGGCCAUCUCGAGGUUGUCCUGCAGAACCUGCCUCACGUCCAGUCACUCACACUACAGGCCUCGCGAGAUACCCAAGAAGCGCAGCUCUUCGCCGCAUUCAAGCAUGGUCCCUUCAACUU